This is a messenger RNA of Meriones unguiculatus (Mongolian gerbil), 8004 nucleotides long. It is a transcript of the gene Chchd5, whose product is annotated as coiled-coil-helix-coiled-coil-helix domain containing 5. Bases 179 to 490 code for a protein of 103 amino acids. The transcript is spliced from 4 exons. The record is from RefSeq and is a predicted model, not a curated record. NCBI's taxonomy places the organism in Eukaryota, Metazoa, Chordata, Mammalia, Rodentia, Muridae.
CAGUGAGUCGGAAGGCGAAGCAGGACACAGGCAUGGUGGUUGAACGUAGGUUGGGUGAGUGGCGGCGACCGGAAGAGUGAGGCCUGGAGGUCUGAGAGAGGGCGCCUCCAUGACAACCUGAUACCGGAAUAGGCGGGUCUGUGCUCCUUGACUGAUCGGCGCCUGAACUUGCCUGGAGAUGCAGGCUGCCCUGGAAGUCACUGCGCGAUACUGCAGCCGGGAGCUGGAUCAGUAUGGCCAAUGUGUGGCGGCCAAGCCCGAGUCGUGGCAUCGGGAUUGUCACCACCUUAAGAUGAGCAUUGCUCGCUGCACGUCCUCCCACCCCAUCAUCCGUCAGAUCCGACAGGCCUGUGCUGAGCCUUUUGAAGCCUUUGAGGAGUGCCUUCGCUUGAAUGAGGCAGCCGUUGGCAACUGUUCUGAACACAUGCGCCGCUUCCUGCAGUGUGCCGAGCAGGUGCAACCGCCAACUUCACCCACAGCUGGAGAGUGAGCUCUGCCAUGAAGAACUAUCCAACAAAGCAUUGGCCCGUGAGUGGCCACCCCAAGCCCAGGGGCUUGAGCUCCGCCUGCCUAUGAGGUUAUCUUCAUGGAUUUCACAGAAAGAGCAGCGACACUCCCAGAAUGGAAGCCACUCUCUUCCUAGCUUAGCUUUCCUUCUGGCUGCCAGGCUGUCUCUCACCACCACGGCUUUGCCUGGCAUGCUCCUGCUCUCAACGACACAGUGUGCUCAGGUAAGUCCUGCUCAUUGCUCAGUCCCCAGAGCAGUGAAAAGCGCCUUUGAGAUCCUGAUCACUGCAGAGGCCAAGCUUUCACUCGUAUAUAUUUUCACAGCAGUACUAAAAACUCUCCACUUGUGGUCCCACUUGAAUGAGAAAAUGCAAUAUUGAAAGAAACUGUGAGUGACUGUUCUGGGUUCUUGAAAAAUGUCAGGCUGGAGACAUGGCUUAGAGGGUAAGAGCACUGGUUGUUCUUCCAAAGGUCCUGAGUUCAAUUCCCAGCAACCACAGGGUGGCUCACAACCAUCUAUAGUGAGAUCUGGUGCCCUCUUACGGUGCACAGGUGCACAUGUAGGCAGAACAGUGUAUAAGUAAUAAAUAAAUAAAUCUUAAAAAAGAAAAGAAAAGAAAAAUGUCAGUGUCGUGAAAGACAGAAAAAUCCCAGGGAACAGUCCUCAACUAAAAGAGACUCCUGGGGACACAUGGCAUGGACUGUGUAUUAGACAGUAGUCAUGAGUCGAUGUUAAAUGUCUUUAGUUUGAGAAUGCGAUUUGUUCAUCUAAAUGCACGUCUUCAUUCUCAAGAGAUUUACACUUGCAUUAGUUACUUUUCUCAUUGCUAUGACAAAAUAUUUGAUAAGAAUGAAAGGCUUGGGACCUGGAGAGGUGGCUCAGUGGUUAAGAGCACUGUCUGCUCUUCCAGAGGUCCUGAGUUCAAUUCCCAGCAACCACAUGGGGCUCACAACCAUCUAUAAUGGGAUCUGAUGCCCUCUUCUGGCAUGGAGGUGGUAUACAUGCAGAUAGAGCACUCAGACACUAAAUAAAUAAAACUUUUUUUUUUAAAGGUUUGUUGUGGCUCACAGUUUGAGGGUUUAGUCUUUCUCGGUGGGAAAGGCACUGUGGCUGGAGUAUGGGUAGCUGGUCACAUUGCAUUUUGCAGGAAGCAGAAAGCAAGGAGUGUUGGUGCUCUUCUCUCCUUCCCCUUCACCAGCUCACAUAGUGCUGUCAUUCACACUUAGGAUGGGCCUUCCCAUCUUACCCCAGUAUAGACAACCCCUCACAGACAAGUACAGAGGUUUAUCUCUGAAAAGAUUCUGGAGCCUGUCAAGCAGACAUGUUCAGACCCACCUGCUCCCUUAGCAUAACUGUAGCCAUUUUUGUUUCAGGCCCACCCGCCAUAUCAUCUCACUUGUUGACAUUACAAAAUUUCUGUGCAAAGUCUGGUUGACCAUAAAUUAUGAGUAUGUUCAAUGAGAAACUCUCUUGUUCCUGGAAAUUCCCCAACUGUAAGCACAGCUGGCCCCAGCUGUGAGGCACAGUUUCACGGUUACUGAGAACUGCUUGUCUAGUUAGCAAAAAUAACUUGACUCUGAGCUGACCACCCUGUCCCACUGUCCACCCCUACCCUGUAUGAGUUAAUUUCGGUUUCUACCUUUAGAAGCUGACUCUGAAGAACAUUCCAUUUCACAGUCUCAGCUCCCACAUCUGAACUGCAUCCCUGAUCCAUCAAUCUUGGGCUAUACAUUCAAUAAACCAUCCAUAUCUGACUGAAAUCAAUGUCUGAAGGCUUAUGUGGCUAUUCCUAAACCAUAACAGAAAAAUAAAUAUUAAUAUAGCAACAUAGAACUGUUUAGGAAUAAAGACUCAUAAGAAAUGCAACUCAUUUUUAAAUAGUUUAGAAAAGAAAAAUGUGAAUGUCUGUAGAGUUCUGUAUAGAGAGGAAAGGGACACAGAGACAAAAAGAGAUGCUAAGAGGACAGAUAUCCAUACUUAGUAUUCAUAUAUGUAGGCACACAUAUACAUGUAUGCACAAACACAGCCAUCUGAGUUUUGACAAAGAUGCCAGAGAUACACAUUAGAGAAAAGACAGCAUCUUCAACAGUGCUGGGAAAACUGGAUGGCUCCAUGUAGAAGAAUGAAACCAAAUCACUAUUUCUUACCCUGAGCAUAAAUCAACUGCAAAUGGAUGUAGGACUUCAAUGCAAGACCUGAAACUCUGGAACUGCUAGAGGAAAGAUCUGGGGGCAGGACCGUAAGAUUGAGGCAAAGAUACACAGACUUUCUGAAUAGGACUCCCACUCGCUCAGGAGAUAAGGCCGGUAACUGACAAACAGGACCUCAUGAAAUCUGAAGGAAGAAGAACCUGUCAAGUAAUUGAAGAGGCAGCCCACAGGAUUGGGACAAAACUUUUGCCAGUUAUACGUCAGACUGAAGAUUAAUACCUAGAAUAUGCAAAGAACUCCAAAAACAGCCCAGUGAAAGGAUGGGAUCUGACACUGAAUAAAGUUCCCAAAAGACAAAAUACAAAUGGUAAAUAAAUGUUUUAAGUGUCCAUUAUUUUUUAGCCAUCAAGGAAAUGCAAGCUAAAAUGACUUUGAAACCCCAUUUCAUCCCACUCACGAUGGCUAUCAAGACGACAAAUGGUGACAAAUGUGGGAAGGGGUACCCGCAUCACCGCUGGUGGGAGUACAGACUGGCACGGUCACUGGGAAAACCCAUUUGGAGGUUUCUUAAAAACCUAAAAAUAGAUUUUUUUAAUAUGAUAUGCGACAGCCAUACCACUAUUGGACACACACUCAGAUGGGCCUGUUCUCUGCCACAGAGAUGCUUGCUUGCUUAACCGAUUUUAUUGCUGCUCUAUUUAUAAAAGCCAGGAAAUGGAAUCAGGCGAGAUGUCCACCAAAUGAUGAAUGAAUAAUGGAAAUGCUGUACAUACAUCCGAUAGGAUUUUGUUCAGCUGUCAUGAAAAUGGAAUCAUAAAAUUUGCAGGAAAAUCGGUGGAAUUUGGAAAUAUUAUAGUAAGUGUGGUUACCCAGGCCCCUGAAAUAUGUUUUCUCCCAUAUACACAUCCUAGCUUUGAAUGUUUAGAUUUUUGUGUUUUCUACAAACUGUAGAGAUCAGGAAUCUAGAAAGAGCAAAGGGCAAAAGGGAAAAGGUGUUGAGAGAAGAGGGGGCUGGCAGAGCACAUGAAAGCAGAGUCUGGGAAUACUGGGCUGAAAAGGUUUAUGGAGAGAUGGCAAUGGGGGAGUGGAGGAGAGGAAGGGAUGGAGGGAAGUUUAACAAAAACUAAGGAUGCAUGGAAAGACUUAUGGAAACCCAUAAGUUAAUUAAAAUAUAUGACCUUUCCCCCUUAGGAAAGGCAUUAAAACAGAGUGGGAAGAUAAUUCUGCUCCCAGCAAGUAUGCAUUUUUAAGUGGAAAAAAUAAUCCAAGGUCAGCCACAGGAUGAAAAAAAAAAGACAAUGAAAAUAAGGUUCCUCUUUAUUGCUGUUGCUGUUUUCCCCCUAAAGCUCUCUGAUUCGCAUCUGAACUCUGGCCCUCUAUACAGCUACGCUUUCACUUUACAGCAGACGUGAAAUAAUCUCAGUCGAUUUUGCUGUCAGUCCUUCUUCCCCGGUGAAGUGAUCUUUACUUUCUCUUCCUCCUUCAUGUCAAUGCUGAAUUCCAUAGACUGAGCCAUUUGCUAAGGUGGUGGCCCUGUCGCUUGCAUCCCCUACCGUGUAUGAAGGAAAGGCCUUUGUGUGUGCAUCUCAGGACUCACCCACUGGCCCUGUGGUUUUCUGCCCCGGGAUCUUCAUUCUGAAGGAAUUACUUCCUACCUCCUAAGGUAUUCAGCCUCUGAUCUUGACCCUGUCUUCCGCCAGAAAGGAAAUGAGGUGAGAUACAGUAAAAAGAGAAAACCAAUGAGCAAAUAAAAUAAAAUCUUGCAUCUUUUGACUUUUCUGACCAGAUGUUCAUCUUCUAGUCAUUCAUAAGCAUGUACAUUUUACUUUUUACAUUUUCCUUGAGAAACUGGAGACGAUCAAUGCAUUUUGUUGGUUUCUAUCCUGUCUGCAGACUGUCCUCCUGCAGAUUCCUUCUGCAGGAUGUGGUCUCCUCAUAACAAUAUAUGAAUCUGUAUUGUACACAGGAGAAAACUGUGGCUCCUCUUCCUGGGAGAGAUCUGGCUUCCUGGGCUUGCUCCCCCCUCCAGGGAAAGCUGCAACCUUCUCGUGGCUUUCUUAGGCACCAGGGCUAACACUGGGAACAUGUCAGAGGUGGAAGCUUCAGCCAGACCUGUUUGCAUCAUACACAUUUUCCUAUGAUCAGAGUCCUUGAGAGACACUCCAUUCAGAGAGGGGACACUUUCUAUUAACGUUUGUUUAUGGAAGAAAUAAAUGACACCAAAUGGGAUCCCCUCCAAACAAGGUUUAUGCUGUUGCUACAACAUGACAAGUCCCAACAAGAGCAAGUCUGCCUUUUGUAUUUGUUUUUGUUUUGAGACAGGGUCACAUAAAUCUUAGCCUGGCCUUCAACUCAGCAUGACUUAGGAUGAGCUGGCACUUCUGCUCAUGUGUUCACCACCUUGCAGGCGCUGGGAUUUCGGGCGUACGUUAGCACCUGGUUUCAUGCAGUGCUGGGAAUCAAGCUCAGGCUUUGUGCAUAUGAGCAAGCACUGUAUAAAUGGAGCCCCCUGCCUAUUGCUCUGAAACGUAUUAAAGUGGUUGUCUUGGUACUAUCCAAUAGCCCUGGAGAGACAACAGAGGCCCACAUCAAUUAGGUACUGACUUGGGCCACCAGCUUCCUUUGGGAAAAGCUCUCUGUCCUCCCUCGUAUUUCUUUCAUCACAUUCAUUUUCUUUUCAAUAUCUAUCAGGUCUGGCAAGAAAAAAUUCUGAGAUUAGCUGCCUAGAUCUCAAAGCACAGACAGCAGCUCCCAGCUGGGCCCCAUCUUUUGCAGCCAAGUCCUCAAUGCAAACAGAGCUCUCACACCAACAUAUCCAAUAUUCCAAUGUAAUACGUUAACAAGCUGCUAAGAGAAACGAGUGCUACCCUCCUGCUGUGACAAAUAUGAUUUCACAUGAACAAAAUUGAAAAACGUAUUAAGCUAAGGCUUUUUAUAUGAUAAAAAUUGGCAACUUAUUAAAAUGUUUGCAUUGAAUAUUUGCUGUUCAGAUCUGUGAGAUUUGUGAUGGUUGAGUGAGUUCUAAAAUAAACACAAUAGAACUCACAAUAUAUAUUUCAUUAAGGUCUUUUCCCCUUGGUUUCAACAAAACUGCUUAACUUUUUGGAAAAUCAAGACUUUCAUGUAAUCUGUGAAGAAAUGAGAAAGUAGGCGUUUGGCAGUAUUGGAAACUGGGAAACAGUCAAGAGCUCAUGGUGUCUGCGGCGGCAUAUCUGGCUGUUGGGAAUAGAAGAUGGUUGGUGUUGCUGCUUUGAAACCAAGCUGGCAGUUCUUCAAAGAUUUAAACAUGGAUGAGGAAAGGCUGACUGAUGGGUAUCACCCUACAGUUAGACAGGAGCAAACAUUUUGGUGUGCUAGCCCAUAGUAAUAUAUUAUAUUUCAAAAGGCCAGACAGCGAGAUUUUAGUUUUUGCCAUAGAGCAAUGAUAAAUCAUUGAGGAGGCAGAUAUAUUCAAUCUUAUUUAAAUAUUCCUAUAUAUAUAUGUAUAUAUAUAUAUAUACACAUAUAUAUUAUAUAAAUUUUACAUUAGUACCCUGUUAGUAUAUAUAAAAUUUUAUGGGUUUUUUUUAUUAGUUAAAAAAUAAAGUUAAAACAGAAAAUGAACAAAAGCAUCUAUUUGUCCAUUUUAAGUUUGGAAAUUACAAAAACAGACAAAAUCUCUGUCCUGGGGAAGGUGAUGUGUUGGAAGAGAAAAUGAAGACUGGCUAGAGCCAAGCCCUGAGCAAGCUGUGCUCUCUGUCAUCCCACCAAGCAGGAUACUGUCUCUCCCAUCAUGCACUGGGCACAAAAUAAAUGACCCUGUUGCAGAGGACUGUACUGAAUGCCAGGCUUAUGGCUUCUGCCAAGAGUAAAUUCCUGUGUGUCACACAGGGAAAGAAGUCUCUUUACUGGGGCAUUGGCUUCACCAGUCCCAGGCAUACUUACCACAUUGGGCCCUUGGCCACUGAUUUUUGCAGCAAUGCUGUCUUGCCUUCGACAUCCUCUCUUCAUGUUCUAGUGUUGUUCUGUUCUUAUCAACUCACCCUGGGCACGCAGCUGUGGCCCCUGAAACUAAACUAUCACAUGUCUGCCUUCCGGACCAUUACUAGCUUUGCAUUGGUGUAUCUUUUGAAAUAAAACCAAGAUCCUGAGCAAUAGACUGUGAGUCAAGAUAUUCAACUAACCUGUAAUCCCAGAACUCGAAGGCAAAGGCAGGAGGAUCACUGCAAUCUUGAGACCAGAGUAGUCUACAUAGUCAAGUCUAGGUCAGCUGCGGCUACAGAGCAAAAGCCUGUCUCUCUCUCUCUCUCUGUCUCUCUGUCUGUCUGUCUGUCUGUCUCUCUCUCUCUCUCUCACACACACACACACACACACACACUAUAGAGCUUUUAUAGUGUCCCCUCUCAGCUCCUUCCAGGCCAUUUGUCUUAGUAAAGCAGUUUGGCCAAUGGGCCUGAUAUUGUGUUGUGUCAUAACUUAGCUAGACUGACCUGCAUUCCCAAGGAUUCCAUUGCUCGGUAUUGGCCUCUGUUGACAAUAGGUUGGACAUUCUUCAGGAUUGUGUCCAUAGAGCCUUGAUGAGGGGAAGGCCAUCCAUCUUGCUGCACUCAUGCACAGACUCUACCACUUCCACUAUGGCCAGGUCAUCUCUCACGUGGCCUCUUCCACAUAUGUUCUAUCCAUUUGUCUGUGGGCCCAACUGAACAUCGCCACUGCUCUCUGACUGCAUUUGUAAAAGUGUCUCAUUGUGUUUUGUUCAUGCAUGAGAGUCAAAUGGCGAUGCGAUUCGAGUCAUUAUGUCUGAAUCUUUAAAAUCUUCCGUGACAGCACCAAAGGGACAGGGACUCCCCAGGGGCAGGGAAUAACUGUGUGUUGGCAUCUCAGUGGAAGAGGUAGAGCUUCCAUGUGGCCUGUCAUAUCAUAAUAGCCGUUAUUUGAGGGUCAGAGAAGAGGUGGGGGGGAGGAGUCUUCCGGUCACGCAAUGUGUUGGCCUCAAGAUGUGGCUGAAGCAUGAUCACAGGAUUAGUCUGGGGUUCCUCUUGACCUACUGUGAGAGGGCCUCCGGCCCAGACUCUAUCUAUUGACCUCUGCCACCCCAUCUUUCUCCAGUAGACCUUGGAGGCACUCCACUGUGCAUAUGAUUCAGAAUCCACGAUGGGGUCGCUAAUGCGUUAGCAUGGCUUUGACAAAGAUGAGCCAUGGGCUGUCGAGGCGGCUUGAGUGAUAAGGGUAUCUGCUGCCAAUCCUGACAACCUGAGUUCAGUCCCUGAGACCCAGACGGCGGAGGGAGAGAACUGACCCCUGAGAGUUGUCCUCCAGGAAUGCAUGUGAACACAUACAUGCAUAAAUAAAUUGUAUUGUAUCUUC